UUCAGGCUUGUGUCAUUCUCCCUGCAGAGCUGAAGCGGCUCCAUGUGAUUGGCACAAACAUCCCGGAUCUAUUUGCCCCCAGUAACCACGGGGACGACAGGAGAGUUGGCACAUUGGAUCUUACUCUGCCCAAAAUGCAAGGGAGCCUCGAUCAGUUCAGAUGGGACCCUCGUUGUACCCUGUGCCUCUAACAGAACUGCUGGGAGUCUUACAGUCUGACGGCGUUACUUGUGCUCUCGGGGGGAGCCAGUCUGAUGCCAUUACUGGUGACUGUGGAUGGGGCAAAACUUCAACUUUGUGUCAUUAUCGCUGAACCCCUUGUGAGUGGCCGGUCUACAAACAUUCCUGGCCAGGGGCAACUCGGCCACCAUUGCUGGGUUCCUGGGGAGGACACCAUUCUGCCCCCAUCUGUCUGGCAACUUCAUAGGAGAAACCGUUAAGGGGAACAAUGCAGCACCCCUUGGAGUUAGGGGGCCAUUACUUUGCCCAUGAUGCAUUUGUGGACCACAGAUCCCAUCGCUAUAGAAGUUUUAUGAUAGAGGAGAUUCUGACCGACCAUCAGGACCCCAAAGUUUCUCCACCUGCCGGGGAGUUGCUAAAGUUUGGGGUGCAAGCACUUCUCUCAGCCAGACCUUAUCAUAAUCAUCUAGCAUUACUAAAGGCAGAACAAACGUCGCUUUUCAAGUUCCCCCUGAGUCCAUUGUCCUGUCCAGUCUUGGGCUCCCCCAUUAGUUCUGCAUUGCUCUCCGCUGGCUCUGGACUCCAGGGGGGCUCAGGAACACCCCAUCAUCUCCCCUUAGAGCUUCACCUCCGAGGCAAGUUGGAAUCCAGCUUCUCAGAGCAGGGGAGCAGUAAAUCAAAGAAGGGAAGAAGAAGUCGAACGGUUUUCACUGAACUUCAACUGAUGGGGCUGGAAAAGCGGUUUGAGAAACAGAAAUACCUCUCGACCCCCGACAGGAUAGACCUGGCCGAAUCCCUGGGCCUCAGUCAACUGCAGGUGAAAACCUGGUACCAGAACCGACGGAUGAAAUGGAAGAAAAUAGUAUUACAAGGAGGAGGACUUGAAUCCCCAACAAAACCCAAAGGACGCCCCAAAAAGAACUCCAUUCCCAGCAGUGAGCAGCUGACAGAGCAAGAACAGACAAAGGAGGCAGAGAAGCUGACAGAGAGUCUCCACUCAACCUCUGAGGUUAAUCAAGAGGAGUAAUUAAGGUGCUUAAUGACUGUGCCCAGUACAGACCUAAUUAGGAUAAUGGCACCAACCCAGGAGGAGCCUGGGGCCCGAGCAGGAUCCACUACACGUCCUCUCCAAUAGGAGCAUAAUGGGCUGCUCCAAAAUCAGCACCAAGAGACUAAGGCAGGAGUAAUAUUCAUGUAGAUGCCCCCCGAGGUGCCCCAGCAGACUUAGCUCCUCCCACCAGGUGCUCCGAGAGACCCUCAACUUCUCAUCCCCAACCCAGAUCCACACAAGUUCAUGGGCACCGAGGGACUGGCACCUGGGGACACUUUGCCCACGACUGGGCCCUAAAUGAUGAGUCUGGUGUCAAGAACGUGGACUUUUGUUUCACAUAUGGAAAUGGGGACGUUAAAUGCAAUAAACAUAAUUGAAAAGAAGAAUCCCUGCAGCAACGUUUGCUAAGGAAUUGCAGGAAAAGAAGAUUCUCAUGGUCAGUAGAAAAUUCUCUAAUAUUCCUUCUCCUCCCAAGUAUUUCAUCUAUUUGAUUUUCCUUCCCAGGGAAACGCAGAACUGACUGCAGAAUUCUUUCUUUUCUGCUCCACCAACAUAAACUCUGUUUCUAUUGAAACCAUUAACCCCCUCGGCUCCCUCUUGGACUGCGCCACUGCUGUGAUUAGCACGAGAAAUUAACCCCCGGUGUGCUGAGGGCUCUCUCGUCAAUAAACCCUUCUCCAAAAUGACUGUGUAAACCUCAGUUUUGUCGAUGUUGUUUUUUUCCCCGCGCUGACUAAUUUUAUUUUUAAAAAACGUUGCCUUGUUGCCGACAAAUAAAUGAAUUCAAUAUUU
Messenger RNA from Xenopus laevis (African clawed frog), 2023 nucleotides. RefSeq names its product BARX homeobox 1 S homeolog (gene barx1.S). The record is from RefSeq and is a predicted model, not a curated record. Gene Ontology annotation, cellular component: nucleus. Gene Ontology annotation, molecular function: DNA binding; DNA-binding transcription factor activity, RNA polymerase II-specific. NCBI's taxonomy places the organism in Eukaryota, Metazoa, Chordata, Amphibia, Anura, Pipidae. Gene Ontology annotation, biological process: regulation of transcription by RNA polymerase II; regulation of DNA-templated transcription. The transcript is spliced from 4 exons. The coding region runs from base 449 to 1207 and encodes 252 amino acids.